AUGGUAGGUGUCUGUCUCCGCGGCCUCUUUCCUUCUCAAUCCGUGUCCAUCCUCCGCUUGUCGCGGCCCCGAGCCCGGGCCGGACUUUGCCCUCUCCUCCUUCAGGGCCGCGUUCGCACCAAGACCGUGAAGAAGGCGGCCCGGGUCAUCAUCGAGAAGUACUACACGCGUUUGGGUAAUGACUUCCACACCAACAAGCGCGUGUGCGAGGAGAUCGCCAUCAUCCCCAGCAAGAAGCUCCGCAACAAGAUAGCCGGCUAUGUCACGCAUCUGAUGAAGCGGAUUCAGAGAGGUCCUGUGAGAGGCAUCUCUAUCAAGUUGCAGGAAGAAGAGAGAGAGAGAAGAGAUAAUUACGUUCCUGAGGUCUCAGCCCUAGACCAGGAGAUCAUUGAGGUAGAUCCUGACACCAAGGAGAUGCUGAAGCUUUUGGACUUUGGCAGUCUCUCCAACCUGCAGGUCACUCAGCCUACAGUUGGGAUGAAUUUCAAAACACCACGUGGAGCCGUUUAAAUCUGUUCUGUCAUAUUUUCAAUAAACCUGAAAACAAAUUUGCCUGUGUUGUUCUUGC
Molecule: messenger RNA, 568 nt
Organism: Acomys russatus (golden spiny mouse)
Lineage: Eukaryota; Metazoa; Chordata; Mammalia; Rodentia; Muridae
Gene: Rps17
Product: ribosomal protein S17
Exons: 5
Coding region: 1-510 (169 amino acids)
Biological process (GO): translation
Cellular component (GO): ribosome
Molecular function (GO): structural constituent of ribosome
Source: RefSeq, a predicted model, not a curated record